This is a messenger RNA of Lolium perenne, 1761 nucleotides long. RefSeq names its product pentatricopeptide repeat-containing protein At2g27800, mitochondrial. Gene Ontology annotation, molecular function: protein binding. The record is from RefSeq and is a predicted model, not a curated record. Lineage: Eukaryota; Viridiplantae; Streptophyta; Magnoliopsida; Poales; Poaceae.
UGGGAUUAUGUUGUGCGGUGCCGUUGUGGCAUGGUGAGUCAUAUAACCCGAAUCCCCGCCGCCCAAAUGCGCCCGCCGCCGCCGCGAUGACCUCGUUCCUCCGCCGCAUCCUCUGCCCGGCGCCCGCCCUCUCCGGCCGCCUCUUCUUCUCCACCUCCCGCCGCACCCCGCACCGCUUCCGCCGCAGCCACCGCGCCCCCACCUCCUCCCCCUCCCCGGACGCCGUCUCCGCGGCAAUCGCCUCCCUCCCCACCCGCCUCACCCCGCCGCUCCUCGCCUCCUCCCUCGCCGCCACCUCCGACCUCCGCCUCCUCUUCCCGCUCCUCACCCACUCCCUCAACCUGCCCGCCUUCCGCCCCUCCCCCGCCCCCUUCCUCGUCGCCGUCAAGCGCCUCGGCACCGCCGCCCUCUACCACGAGUUCGACCGCACCUGCGCGCUAUUCUUCUCCCUCCUCCCCUCCCUCCCCUCCCCAGGUCCCCUCCUCCGCGCCGCGCUCUACUUCUACUGCGAGUUCCGCCGGCCCGGCAAGGCGUUCCACGUCUACACCCUCAUGCGCGCCUCCGCCGACCCGGCGGCGCGCCCCGACGCCGGCACCUACCACACGCUCUUCACCACGCUGCUGGCGCGCGGGGGCAGCGACUCCAUGGUCCACUACAUGUACAUGGACACCGUCGCCGCGCUCUUCCGGCAGAUGCUGGAGGAGGGCAUCCCGCCCGACACCCGGUCGGUGAACGUGCUCGUCAGGGGCUACGCGCAGUCGCUGCACCUCAACGACGCGCUGCGCGUCUUCCACCAGAUGGCGCCGCACUACGGGUGCCAGCCGGACGCCUUCACGUACAGCUACCUGGUGCACGGGCUCAGCGCGCAGGGCCGGACGAAGAACGCACGGGAGCUGUUCGACGGAAUGCGGGCCAAGGGGAUGGUGCCCACGGAGCAGGCCUGCAACGCGUUCGUCAGCGCGCUCGCGGUGGCCGGGGAGGUCGCGGAGGCUGAGCGGGUGAUGUGGGAGCUGGCGAAGGCGGGGACGGUGGUGGAUCAUAUCACGAGGAGGGCCGUGGUGGAGGAGCUGGGCAGGGCGGGGAAGAGGGAGGACGCUGAUAGGGUGGUCAGGAAGAUGGAGGAGAUGGGCAUUCUGAGAGUAGCCGAGCGUCAAGAGCUCCUGGGUUCAAUCCUCGACGAGUGCGGCGAUGGCGACUUCAGUACUGGUGAGAGCAUGAGGGGUGGUGAUUGGCGACGGCGAAGAGGUUAGCAGAGAAUGUCGUAGGUUGAUCUGUGCAUGAGUGCAUCGGAGCUCGUCGAAGAAAGUGAUGCCAGUAUUUUGUCCAAAGAAGUAUACAUACAUCUAGGGUUAUAAAUGGGACGGAUAAUUUUCGCUUCGAAUCCGCAUCUGCAUCCGUUUUUUGAGAAUAUGGUAUACGAUUGUUCAAAUCCGAUGGAUACCGGCAUGGAUACGGAUAUCCGGCGGAUGUGGUAGCGGAUAUGGUAUGGCUAUUAUCCGACGGAUACGGAUUAUCCGCAGUUUUUUACGGAUUAUCCGACUUGUUCAAUUAGGAUAAUCCAAUUAUAUUAGCCUAUACCAUUAGACCAAGUAUCUAAUUAGUCUUUAUGUAUGUUAUAACCUAGUGUCAAGGUGGCACAAGUAGGACAUCAAGAAUGUAAUGCUGAGAAUUUGAAUUUGUGAUAUCGCUUCCUACUUAGUCGGUUGCUUGCUUUUUUUAAAUGAAAUAAUAAUAAGAAAUGGCUGGAGAAUCUUUACUUAA